Messenger RNA from Osmerus eperlanus (European smelt), 794 nucleotides. RefSeq names its product coiled-coil domain containing 167 (gene ccdc167). The transcript is spliced from 4 exons. NCBI's taxonomy places the organism in Eukaryota, Metazoa, Chordata, Actinopteri, Osmeriformes, Osmeridae. The record is from RefSeq and is a predicted model, not a curated record. The coding region runs from base 70 to 375 and encodes 101 amino acids.
CGUGACCAGUGGCUUCAGAUUUUCCCAGAGCUUUCCCAGGUUUUUCCUCCAUAUGUUUUAUUAAGAAAAAUGACGAAAUCGAAGCAGAGGAAACAAGAAAAAAUCAGCGUUGCUAGCGAAAUCGAUCGUGUGGAGGAAAGAAAGUCUCGUUGUCAGGACAAUCUCGAGAGGGCCGAGUACAGGAAGAGGCGAGAGGAGUUGUCCGAACAAGACAGGCAAGCCUUGGAGGAUGAAAUGACUAUAAUGAAUGACAGGAUGAUCAAACUCGAUAAAGAGCUGGAAGUGCUGAGAGGAGAGAACAGGAGGAACAUGAUGCUGUCCGUGGCUCUGUUGGCCAUCAGUGCUCUCUUCUACUACGGCUUUGUCUAUUACUGAUGGAAGACUCAGGACUACAUCCCCCAUCAAGACCAAGGACUGCCAUGGCAGCUACGGACUACAAGUCCUUCGUCAUGCCUUGACCAUGCAUUGCCUCACUCCCAAACCAUGCCAAAAACAAGCUGCUGCCGUCAAGCACGCCAAAAUGUACAUAUCUGAUCUGGGGGGUCUCGAUAUGUUGAGUGACAACUAAAUAGCAGAGUUAGUAGCUGAGAUGAGCCGUCAUAUCAGCUUUUGACAGAUGUGAGCUUUGCCAACGGUGGACCACUUAUGGAAGCACAAUAAUGUUUGUGGAGGUUGGACCUGAAUGCUUUCGUGCACUCUCCUUUCAGUUGCAACAGCUACAUUCUGAUCUAUUAUAUCAAAGGAUUUAUCAUUGUUUUGGUGUUGUUAUUAUGAUGGCUUCAUAUGAAUGUCUU